ACCACCCUACUCCCCCACACUCCCCUCCUCUCUCUUAGCUUUCACAUUCACUUAUUUAGACAGAGUCAGCUCUCCGAUCAUGUUCUAUUGGGUUAUCCUGAUUUUGGGGACAGUUAUUUGUUCCACCACCAAUAAGCCCCUUUAUGGGAUUAUCACAUCCCCUAAUUACCCCCAUCCAUACCCCAAUAACAACCGCAGCAUCUGGGAUAUAUCAGUUCCUGAGGGUCAUCACAUCUCACUCACCUUCCUGCUGUUUGAUCUUGAGCCAUCACUGAACUGUGACUAUGACUUUGUUAAGGUCUUGGCUGAUCAGAGGGAGUUGGGACAAUUCUGUGGUAACUUCGGCUCAAGAUUCCAUCCAGGUCAGCAGCGCUUGGUGUCUCAGGGUACUCAGAUGAGAAUUGAGUUUUCCUCAGAUUUCUCCAAUGAAGAGAACGGAUCAACCAUCCUGUAUCAAGGCUUCCAGGCGUAUUACCGUGCAGAGGACACAGACGAGUGCUCACCACCUAAGGAUAAUGCCCCCUGGAACCCCCCAUGUGAGCAUGUCUGUCACAACUAUAUGGGGAGCUAUUACUGCUCCUGCUUCGUGGGGUACCAACUACAGGAUGAUCAGCGAUCCUGCAAAGUUGAGUGCAGCAGUCAGCAGUUCACAGAGGAAUAUGGUUUCAUCUCCAGCCCAGGGUACCCUAAGCCGUACCCCCCAAACCUAAACUGCAACUACAGCAUUCGCCUGGAGAAAGGGUUAAUCAUCUCCCUCAGCUUCCAUGGGCUUUUUGAGAUCGAUAGCCACCCACGUGCACGGUGCCCAUAUGAUACUCUAAAGAUUUACUCAGGUGGUCGGCUACAGGACACUUUCUGUGGUAAUCGUUCCCCUAAGACCCUGAGAACUCAAAGCAACUCCGUGGACAUUGUGUUCCAAACCGAUGAGUCAGGAGACAGCCGGGGCUGGCGGCUGAAAUACAGAUCAGAGGCUAUUCAGUGCCCGAGGCUUGCACCCCUUGAUGACUUCAGCAUCAUUCGUCCUUGGCAAGAUGAGUACAGGAUGCAUGAAUAUGUUACAGUGACUUGCAAGACUGGGUAUAAACUAAUGGAGGGCAAAAAGGAGCUGUGCAGCUUCACCUCAUUAUGCCAAAAAGAUGGCACCUGGCACCGGGCACUACCAAGCUGUGAAAUUGUGAGCUGUGAGGAGCCGCAGAGCCUACGGAAUGGAAAGUAUACGUUCCUGACUACGACUGGCACCUGGACGUAUCAGUCAGUGAUUGUAUACACCUGUAAUACUCCGUACUACAUCAUGGUGCAUUCUGCAAAUAGCGCGCACUUCACAUGCUCUGCCCAACGGAAGUGGGAGGAUGAGUGCGGGGGCAGUCGUAUCCCAUACUGCGCACCAGUUUGUGGAAGGCCAGAGAAGCCUGUGACCAGUACAGCAAGAAUCAUCGGUGGUGAUAAAGCUGAGAUUGGUAACUUCCCAUGGCAGGUCUUUGUUGCGCAACCUGAACGUGGUGGUGCCGUGCUGAUUGGUGAAUACUGGGUACUAACCGCUGCUCACGUGCUCAUGAAAUCAAAGACUGAGAAAACCCCUGUGGAUGAUAUUAAACUCUUUAUGGGACAUGUUGAAGUGGAUGAACUGAUUAUGUUGUCACAUUAUCCUGUGAAGGAGUUCUAUGUGCACCCAGACUACAACCCCAUAAACUAUGACAAUGACAUUGCUUUGAUUCAUCUGCAACAUCCAGUGGUCAUGAACCAAAAUGUGUCUCCUAUCUGCCUUCCAGACACAAAGAAUGAAAUCCUGUAUGCAACUAAUAGGCUUGGCUAUGUCAGUGGGUUUGGGAAAACUGAGAAUAAUAUGAUUGCUAACAAUCUACUGUACGUGCCCGUGCCCAUGGUCAGCAGAGACAAGUGUCAGAGGUAUGUGGACAGUAAAAGAAACAUCUCUAAGAAUUCCAUAUUUUCCCAGAAUAUGUUUUGUGCUGGUUUCCCAGAGUCUAAAAUUAAAAAAAAGGAUUCUUGCCAGGGGGACAGUGGGGGACCCUUUGCUUCUGAUGAUAAUGAUGACACUUGGGUGCUCACUGGACUUGUGUCAUGGGGCAUUAAAUGUGGGCAGGGAUAUGGUUUUUACACUAAAGUCAACAACUACAUAGACUGGAUCCAGAGGUACAUUAUUGAAUGAGAACUUGAUUAAAACUAUCAUUAUCUUGGUGACACCUUAUC
Molecule: messenger RNA, 2208 nt
Organism: Bombina bombina (fire-bellied toad)
Lineage: Eukaryota; Metazoa; Chordata; Amphibia; Anura; Bombinatoridae
Product: complement C1r-A subcomponent-like
Exons: 11
Coding region: 80-2167 (695 amino acids)
Biological process (GO): complement activation; zymogen activation
Cellular component (GO): blood microparticle; extracellular region
Molecular function (GO): serine-type endopeptidase activity; calcium ion binding
Source: RefSeq, a predicted model, not a curated record